AUGGUUCAUGCCUGGUUCCUGGUUGCUGCUAUAGUUAUAGUAUCCGGUGCCUUUACUGUCCUGUACGGUAAUGAUUACGGCAGGGCCAAGUCUCAAGCCUGGCUCUUCGCCUUCCUCAUCUCCUUCCUGACUGACUUCAUCCUCCUCCAACCGGUCAAAAUCAUUCUGAUCAUCAUCUUCUUCAAGCUGGUUACCAAGCGCACACAAGACAGGGAGGCGUCUCAGCGAUCCGGCACCGGAAGUGACGUCUACUACUCCUAUCCCAUGGAACCCUUGCCCGUACCUCCGCCUCCGGUCCAACCUAGCGGCCAUUACCAGGGGCUGAGGCCAGCGGUGUACCAGAGUCUACAAAGGCACCAGCGUACAACACCCCAACCCCAGAACUCCACUGGAGAUAGAAGCGCCUUCACUAUCUCGCAUAAUUUUUUUAAGUAG
This is a messenger RNA of Branchiostoma floridae (Florida lancelet), 435 nucleotides long. RefSeq lists its product as uncharacterized. Gene Ontology annotation, biological process: detection of mechanical stimulus. Gene Ontology annotation, molecular function: calcium channel activity. Lineage: Eukaryota; Metazoa; Chordata; Leptocardii; Amphioxiformes; Branchiostomatidae. Bases 1 to 435 code for a protein of 144 amino acids. The transcript is spliced from 3 exons. Gene Ontology annotation, cellular component: membrane. The record is from RefSeq and is a predicted model, not a curated record.